Molecule: messenger RNA, 3881 nt
Organism: Megalops cyprinoides (Indo-Pacific tarpon)
Lineage: Eukaryota; Metazoa; Chordata; Actinopteri; Elopiformes; Megalopidae
Gene: adam22
Product: ADAM metallopeptidase domain 22
Exons: 32
Coding region: 388-3312 (974 amino acids)
Biological process (GO): proteolysis
Cellular component (GO): postsynaptic density membrane
Molecular function (GO): metalloendopeptidase activity
Source: RefSeq, a predicted model, not a curated record
CAAUAUCCCGGAAAUGAUGAGAAGAUGAAGUGGUCUCAAGACAUCCCUCACACUACAGCUCCCGACAUUCCGUCUAGGCCCUCGCUGUUCUCAUCAUGUAUAUGUAUAAGGCGCUUCUGCAGUGAGCUGCUGGAUAGUGAUGUGUUUUAAGGAGGUGGCUCCGUGUUCCGUUGAGGUUGAGAGCGUUCAAAUGCACUUGGCGUUUUAACCAGCGUCUCAAUGCGGAGGCUGCACGAACCUCCUAAUGGCAACCAGUACGGGAGAAUGCGCUAACCAGACAACCAGAGCGCGUUUGUGGAUGUGCUUAGCUCAGAACAGACUUUAGCAUCAAGGUUACCAAAAAUCUUGUGGGUUUUUUUCGGAUUAUUUUAACAAGAAGGUCCGGUUAUGAUGGCUCCGCAAUAUGGGAUAUCCUUUCUUUGCAUCUUUGGAGCGAUGUACAUCGUACAUUCCAGCAAUCCUCUCCUAGGAGAGGCCUUGUCAAACGGGAAGACUGAUUGGGACGCAAGCAGGUUUUUCGGGAAGGAAAUUACCAUACCUCUCCGUUUAAUUUACCGCAUGGACAACGACAGUCAAACCACGCACGAUGUACUCAACACCAGGAUAAAAGCAAGUUCCGACUCAAAACAGAAUACACACGUGGCUCAAGCAAGCUUCCAAGUGGACGCUUUUGGUGCAACGUUCAUCUUGGACGUGGAGCUAAAUCACGAUCUCCUGUCUUCUAAAUACAUAGAGAGGCAUAUUUCAGAAGAGGGAAAGGCUGUCAUUUCCAAGGGCGGGGAGCACUGCUACUACCAGGGAAAAGUCCGAGGGGUACCCGAGUCUUUCGUCGCCCUCUCCACCUGCCACGGCCUGCAUGGGAUGUUCUUUGACGGAAAUCACACGUACAUGAUUGAGCCAGGAGGAAACAACAGUGUCAGCGAAGAUGUCUCUGUUCACAUGAUAUACAAAUCCGUGGGUCUGGACAAUGUGGCUGACUAUGUUUCCCCUGUUGGUGUCCCUGGGACAGAGAGUCCACCUACCAUUGCAGGAGUUCACAGGAGGAGGAAGAGACAGGUAUCCCGGACUCCACGCAGCGUUGAAGAUGAAACAAAGUACAUUGAGCUCAUGGUUAUCAAUGAUCACCUGAUGUAUAAGAAACACCGUCUCUCUGUCGGUCAGACGAAUAAUUAUGCCAAGUCUGUUGUGAACAUGGCUGACAUAGUUUUCAAAGAGCAGCUCAAAACCAGGAUCGUCCUGGUGGCUAUGGAAACCUGGGCAGCGGACGACAGAUUCAAUAUCAAUGAUGACCCCUUGGUGACCCUACGUGAGUUCAUGAAGUACAGACGAGACUUCAUCAAGGAGAAGUGUGACUCGGUGCACCUUUUCUCAGGGAGCCGUUUCCAUAGCAGUCGGGGAGGAGCCUCUUAUCUGGGAGGAGUCUGUUCACUUACAAAAGGCGGAGGAGUCAAUGAGUAUGGGAAGACUGACGAAAUGGCGAUAACGCUUGCACAGUCUCUGGGGCAAAACAUCGGCAUUUUCUCAGACAAGAAAAGGAUCCUCAAUGGGGAAUGCAAGUGUGACGACAGAUGGUCUGGGUGCAUAAUGGAUGACGUUGGCUUCUACCUCCCCAAGAAGUUUUCAGACUGCAACGUGGAAGAGUACCACAAUUUCCUUAACAGUGGUGGCGGUGCAUGCCUCUUCAACAAGCCCUCGAAGCUGCUGGAUCCUCCAGAAUGUGGCAAUGGGUUCGUGGAGCCGGGAGAGGAAUGUGACUGUGGCAGCCCUGCGGAGUGCCAGAGAGAAGGGGAGAACUGCUGUAAGAAGUGCUUGCUCACCCAGGGCUCCAAAUGCAGCAACGGACUCUGCUGUAAAAACUGCCAGAUGGAGUUCAUGGGUGUAGUCUGCCGGGAAGCAGUGAAUGACUGCGAUAUCCCUGAAAACUGCACUGGAAACUCCAGCCAGUGCCCACCAAAUGUCCAUAAGAUGGAUGGCUACACUUGUGAGAAAGAUCAGGGACGUUGCUUCAAUGGAAAGUGCAAAACAAAAGACAGACAGUGUAAAUACAUAUGGGGAGAAAAAGCGACUGCAGCAGACAAGUUCUGCUAUGAGAAACUGAACAUUGAGGGGACUGAGAAAGGGAAUUGUGGGAAAGACAAAGACACAUGGAUUCAGUGCAACAAGCAGGACGUACACUGUGGCUAUCUGCUGUGCUCCAACAUCUCCCCGGCCCCCAGGCUGGGGGAGCUGCAAGGGGGACUCACCUCUUUCUCCGUGGCCCAGCACAGCGCCUCUCUGGACUGCAGCGGGGGUCACGUGAUCAUCGAUGGAGACACAGACCUGGGCUACGUGGAGGAUGGCACGGCGUGCGGCACCGAUCGCAUCUGCUUCAACCACCGGUGCCUCCCGGUGCAGGAGUUCAACUUCAGCACCUGCCCCGGCACCACCGACAAGAAGAUCUGCUCGGGGCACGGGGUGUGCAGUAAUGAGCUGAAGUGCGUUUGCCACCUGGGGUGGGCUGGGGAGGACUGCAACGCCACCUCACCCCUCAGCUACCUGGUUGUCGGGCCAACAGCCAGCACCUCCGGUGUCAUCAGCACCAACAUCAUCAUCGGUGCCAUUGCGGGCACUAUUCUGGUGCUUGCACUGAUACUAGCGAUCACUGCCUGGGGCUACAAGAGCUACAGGCAGCGGAGAUACGAGGAGUCGGAGGUGCACAGAAGAUUCUGUCGGCAAAUGCCGCCGGGAGACUACGUGAAAAAGCCGGGCGACGCGGACUCCUUCUACAGCGACAUGCCCCCCGGCGUCAGCAGCAACUCGGCGAGCAGCUCGAAGAAGAGGUCUGCCUAUCUGUCACACUUACAGAUCUAUACGUGCUCCUUCACGCCAUCCAUCCCCUCCAUUAGUCAGAACAUCUCAUUGUUUGGCUUCAGGUCCAACGGCCUGUCGCACUCCUGGAGCGAGAGGAUCCCGGAUGCCAAACACAUUUCGGACAUCUGCGAAAACGGACGCCCGAGGAGUAACUCUUGGCAAGGUAACCUGGGCGGAAACCGCAAGAAGCUGAAAGGGAAGAAGUUCCGCCCUCGCUCCAAUUCCACAGAGUAUUUAAGCCCCCGGUUCAAAACAGAUUAUUAUGUAACUAAAUGGGUAGAAGACGUGAAUAAAAACACUGAAGGACCGUACCUUAGGACACUGUCCCCGGCCAAGUCGCCCACUUCCUCCACUGGAUCCAUCGCCUCCAGUCGGAGGUACCCCUACCCAAUGCCCCCCCUUCCUGACGAAGAGAGAAAAGCCAAUCGGCAAAGCGCUAGGCUAUGGGAAACAUCAAUAUAAAGCUCUUAUUUACUCAGCAAAACUACUUAAGAACUACAUUUUCGUCCGCUUUUAUAUGAAUGAAAAACAAAAAGGAAACAAAUGAAAAAAAAAGGAAACUAGCGCAACAGAGAGGGUGUGUGUGAGGACCUCCCAAACCGGCCUGCCCUACAGGGGGCGCUGCAGCGUGGGCUGACUCACCCUGGGCAUCGAGGAGCACAACUUCAGCAUCAGACAGCGCAACGCCCGUCCUGCGGAAACCCAGCGUUCCGCUCGCGUCGGGAAACAAGCGCGGCGACGACAUCACCGAGAACGGAAACCCUCCGAGCGAUCGACCGCCGCUUCCUCCUCUCCUCUCGAGCCCGCCCUCCACCCAACCAUCCUUCGAUGCCCCGCCCCUUCCUCCUGGCCCAGCCCACGUCCAGUGUGAACGCUCUCUUUCGAUUGGUGCUCUAUCCGAUGCAAUUCGAACAGGUCACUAUAAGCAGGAUUUAUUUAACAUUUUGAAGCACGCGAUCACUGUAGAAAUAAAGCACUGUAUGCAUGAGAAACCUCUGAUUAUCAAUUCCUUGUAGUGUUUUGAAAAAAAA